Gossypium raimondii (Peruvian cotton) is the source of this 891-nucleotide messenger RNA. Its product is annotated as ESCRT-related protein CHMP1B. The transcript is spliced from 2 exons. Gene Ontology annotation, cellular component: ESCRT III complex; multivesicular body. Lineage: Eukaryota; Viridiplantae; Streptophyta; Magnoliopsida; Malvales; Malvaceae. The coding region runs from base 106 to 717 and encodes 203 amino acids. The record is from RefSeq and is a predicted model, not a curated record. Gene Ontology annotation, biological process: late endosome to vacuole transport; protein transport; endosome transport via multivesicular body sorting pathway.
CGUAUACAAACAUCAAAUCAAAUUCGAUUAGAAAACCCCCCAAAUUUUGAACCCUACUUUUUUUAAAUUCAUCAAUCUCUCUUCGAUCAAACAAAGAAUCCAGCCAUGGGGAACACCGAGAAGCUCUUGAACCAGAUCAUGGAGCUGAAAUUCACGUCCAAAUCGUUGCAACGCCAGUCGAGGAAGUGCGAGAAGGACGAGAAAUCCGAGAAAUUGAAGGUGAAGAAGGCGAUCGAGAAAGGUAACAUGGACGGAGCUCGUAUCUACGCCGAGAACGCCAUUCGAAAGCGCAACGAGCAGAUGAACUACCUCCGUCUUGCCUCGCGGCUCGAUGCCGUUGUUGCUAGGCUUGAUACUCAAGCUAAGAUGACUACCAUUAACAAGUCCAUGGCUAAUAUUGUUAAGUCACUUGAAUCUUCAUUGGCCACAGGAAAUUUGCAGAAAAUGUCAGAAACAAUGGAUCAAUUCGAGAAGCAGUUUGUGAAUAUGGAGGUUCAAGCAGAGUUUAUGGAGAGUGCUAUGGCUGGUUCUACUUCGUUAUCGACACCCGAAGGUGAAGUCAACAGCCUGAUGCAGCAAGUGGCUGAUGAUUACGGGUUAGAGGUCUCGGUUGGGUUGCCAAACGCUGCUGCUCAUGCUGUUCCGACGAAGACUGAAGAGAAGGUCGACGAGGAUGAUUUGUCAAGGCGGCUUGCAGAGCUUAAAGCUCGAGGUUAGAAUGAAAAUGGUUGAAUUUUAUUUGAAUGAGCUUGUAAUAUUAUGAUAACAUUAUGAUGUUUGGGAUUAUAAUUGCUGCUUAUAUAGAUCAUAAUCUGUUUGUAAAUUUGACUGAAUUUGUUGCUUUACAAUGUCAUAAAUGCUGAUGCCCCUUUAGUGUGAGUUUUCCAUUUA